CUGGCCUCGUGACAGUGACCACACGCUUGCUCGCCUGGAUCAGGUCGCAUUGCUAGCCUGUUCCCCGACCGAGCGGCGGUGUGAAGCAGAUUGCGGCAUAUAUAGACCUCGCAUCAUGCCCCUCGCACGCGAUCAUGUCGCCGCCAACAUCGCUGCUGUGAAGCAGGCAGAGGAAAGCGACAAGAUGGGUGCGGCAGAGAGCAGCGAGAACGGGACCACCACACAGGCAUUUGCAGGCGAACAGAGUCGCGAAGACGAAGAGAAUGUCUAUGUCAGCCUGACCCACGAUGCUCUGGACGCCUCGAAGCAAAUGGCACGGGUGAAGAGUGCAAAGGCCGGCGCUGUCGUGCUGUUCGCUGGCUGCACACGGGAUUCCUUCAACAAGAAAGCCGUCACCCAUCUCUCCUACUCAACCUACGCUCCUCUAGCUCUCAAGACGCUCUCUCGCAUUGCCCGGGAAAUAAAGCGCGAUUAUAAGCUCACUGCCAUUGCUAUAACGCAUCGCUUAGGCCGAGUCGACAUUGGCGAUGAAAGCGUUCUGAUCGCAGUUUCCGCACCGCAUCGCAAAGCAGCUUGGGAUGCCGGAGAGGCCUGCCUCGAGAGUGUAAAGAAGUCAGCCGAGAUAUGGAAAGAAGAAUGGUUCGAGGAUGGAGGAGUGUGGAGGAGUAAUCGUGAUGGCGAGGCAGGCACACCUGUGACGAAAGGGAAAGAAAAACUGGAGAAGAGAGAGACAGAUCGCCCAUCGAAAGGGAAAGAAAGGAAGAUGUCCAGUGCUGACCCAAAUGCAAAAGACAAGCUGCCUUCCAGAAGAAAAUCGAGCGCUGCGAAUAGUGGUGGGCCAAGUUCGAUUGGUAUUAAAAAGGCUGCCACUGAACCUUCGAGGCCGAAGGCUGUAACACGGACAACCACCUUUUACGAGGGCGGUUUCGAGAUAUAGGUGGGCACUGGACUUUCGCGGGAGUUCCUUGCGGCGGGUGGAUCGUGUUCUCUUAUGGUAUGUGAUGUGUAACGGCGAUUAUGAUUAGCUUUACGAGUGCAGUAGCGACAAAACGAUUGAACGGGUAUCUGCGAAGCGAAGCGAGGCGCAUGGAUGGUAUUUUGCAGAAGUAAAUAUUCAUACAGCGAA
Cercospora beticola is the source of this 1126-nucleotide messenger RNA. RefSeq names its product molybdopterin synthase catalytic subunit. The record is from RefSeq and is a predicted model, not a curated record. NCBI's taxonomy places the organism in Eukaryota, Fungi, Ascomycota, Dothideomycetes, Mycosphaerellales, Mycosphaerellaceae. Gene Ontology annotation, cellular component: cytosol. Gene Ontology annotation, biological process: Mo-molybdopterin cofactor biosynthetic process.